AUGCCGGACGUGAAGGCCCCUCCGCCAUGUGAUUACCCCUCAGCGGGCUGCUCCCCCGGCCACGGCCCUGCGGGCUACACCUGCACCGCUGGUCUCACCAUGGACCUGGAGCCCUGCCUCAGCCUCACCGACCUGCCCCUUCCCCAACCCCUUUCUGGCUUCAGAGGCCACAGCGUACCCCCCUACCCUCCUUACCCAGGCCAAUGCCCCGUCAUGCCCCGGUGUAACAGCAGUGCCCUGUUGACUAAUCUUGGCCUCCGUUACUGCUCCACCAACAGUGUGCAGCACCCACCCAGGGGGCCUGACUCUAGGCUGGGGUUAGGGUCAGGGUUAGGCCUGGAGCCGGACCACGCAGGGCCCUGUGUGAACAUUAACCCAGACAGCGGGACUAGACUCUAUCGCAGCAUGGAGAACCUGAACUGGAGUAAUUCUGUGUCUGAACCAGGCCUCUACUCAUCCCCCUAUAGCGCCCCCCACAGGGGCAGCAUGGACAGUGAGUUCAUCUUCCGCUGCACUGCCACCAGCCACUGGUACGAUGGGCCCCCGGUGGGGACAGGGCCCCAGGGCUACAGUCCUGAGACCCUUGCCUUCUACCCCAAUGCUCGUCUGGGGGGUCUGGGGAGGAAGGAGCUGCCCCUCUUCCCCCAGUGGCUGUUCCCCGGCGUGGAUGACUGGGGGGUGAACGCUACCACCACCGCCAGGAAGGGGUUAAGGGAGAAGCUCCGCCUCCAGAGUGCCCGGGCAGCGGCAGAACCCCUAAAGCCUCUUCGACCGCAGAUAACCCCAGGCAGUACCCCUCCCAUCCUGGGGGGGUGCUCAGAGAGGGACUCAUCGUCCUACCAGGGGUACGUUGGGAAACCCCUGUGUGUCCGGCGCAUCACCAGCCCUGAGGAAAUCAAGAAAGAGGUUCUGAGACGCCUGCAGCUCCGCCGGCAGAACAGCACCCCAAACCUGACCCUCCACGCCUCCCCUGAGACCCCUCAGACCCCGGACAUGACCAAGUCCUACACCACCGAGUCCAUCUCUGUCACUGGGAGUUGUGCAGAGAUAAUAGCCGAACGCAAGAAACCCCCCAUGGGCCGCCUGCACAUCCCCACCUUUGAGGAGUUUAAGAGGAUGAGGCAGAGAGAGGGAGAGGGUGGACAGACAGAGAGCCAGGGUAAUGUCACUACAGUAACAGCUUCAAUAGACCAACAGCCAGAGCCUGGUACUGGCAGUCAGACCCCAGAGACGGGCAGAGACUGUAAGACUCAGACAGCUCUAUUGGGGCGGAGAGACUCUCAGUCUCCCACUGUGGGACUGAAGGAGGAGGAGAGGGAGAGCAGUGAGAGGAUAGGCAGUGGAGAGAUGGAAGAGAUGGGGAGCGGGGAGGGGACAAGCAGUGGAGAGGCCAGGCAGAGUGACAGCUCCCCUGGGGCUCCCCCACCACCAGCCUGUCAUCCAGACUUAAGAGUAGAGGAGAGGGUGAUGGUGGUUGCGCCAGCUCCCACAGCCAGUGCUAUCAACUCAGCCACUCACAUCUUUACCGGACACACUCCCCAGCCAACAACCAGCAUUCAGACCACAGUCUCUACCAUGGCUAUAUGUACCGGCCCUACUCCUCGCUCUCCCCUCCAGCCCUCCAGUCAGACGCAGGGGGAGGGGACCAUGGACCAUACCCAGGCCCAAGUCAGUAGGCCCAGUGUGGAGCUCAGUGUGCCGGGGGCCUCCUCAGUCCCCUUCCCUCCUCCACGCAGGGAGAGUGCAGAGGGCCCCUCCAGCUGCUGCCCAGCCCUGCUCCUGGACAGGACUGACCUCUCCAGCUACGGAGCCAAGAUUUACAAGAUGAAGGAAGGGUUUAUCGGAUCAGCCCUGGACCUCAUCAAGAAGAGCUGCAGUGCAGAGAUUGCAGCGGCGGAGGCCCCCGUCAGGCUGUCAGGUGACCAGGACGAAAGCACUGACAUCACCGCUCCCCCACCGGACUGUCACUCCUCUGCUGUUUCCAUGACAACCACGACGGCCUGCGGAGCGGAGUCUUGCGACAAGCCUGUAGCAGGAGGAGCAGGAGGAGAGGAACUAGCUGCAGAAUGUCUUAACUCUGGCCUGGGCUGCAGGCGCUCCAGCUCAGACGCAGCCUAUGAGCCGGCCGAGUCGGUGAGGGCCCAGCGCGAGUGCCGCCUCCGGCCCCACUACAGCGACCCCAUGCCGGCAGAUGCCACCAAGCGCAAACAGCUGGAGAUGAAGAUCGCUGCAGCUGCAUGCCUCCACAGCCAGCGUCGGGACAGGGACAGUGCACCUGCCUCGGUGCGGGUGCGCUCUGAGCCCCGCGGUGAGGAGCGUCUUGGGGUUCUGGGCGUGACAAGGGCUGGGCAUAACCGCUGGAGCACCGUGAGCAGCCUCAGUGCCGACAGCGGCGUGGUGGGCCUGUGUGACGACCGCGACGAUGACGAAGAUACCCGGAGAGUACACAGCAGCGGAGGGGCAGAGGUAGAACGGGUGGACAGCGGGAUUGGACCCUGCCUGGCUCGCGGCUGGAAGAGACCCUCUAACUCCCUUCGGGCCUGGGAGGCCCAAAGACCCUGCCCAGACUGUGGCCAGAGAGAUGGGCACGGGGUGGCCCGGACGGACGGGGAGGGCACCGGUAUGUGUGAGCGCUGCUCCAAGCUGAGGACAGAGAGGAAGGAAGCCAUCUUGGAGUUCCUGAACACAGAGUCAAGCUACGGGGAGGACCUGAGGAUCAUCAAGGAGGAGUUCUACUGUCCCAUGCAGAGUGCCGGGCUGCUGACCUCAGAACAGCUGACUGUGGUGUUCAGCAACGUUCAGGAGCUCAUAGACGUCAACGAACGCUUCACUGAACAUCUGCAGGACAGCAUCGAUCAGGCCUUUGACCAGGGAGAUGAGGACCUCCUAACAGUGUGCAUUGGAGAGAUUUUCCUGGAGUUUGUCAACAUGCUGCCAGCCUUCCAGACAUACUGCCUGCAGCAGUCCACUUCUGUCAACAUGCUCAACACCUUGGAGAAGGAGAAGGAACUGCUCAGGAUCUUCCUGGAUGUCUCCCAGAAUGACAAUACAGCCCUGCGGCGUAUGAACCUGCGGUCAUUCCUCAUGGCUCCCCUCCAGAGGGUCACCAAGUACCCCCUCCUGCUGAGCCGCAUCAGCAAGGCCACCACAGAGUGCCACCCGGACCACGCCCGCCUCCGAGAGGCCAAGAGCCGCGUGGAGUCACACCUGGAGCACAUCAACAUGAAGACCAAGCAGGAAGGAACACUCACCUGGUCUCUGCGUUCCUUUCGCCGCGACAGCCGCAAGAACCGCGAGGUCAUCAACAUUGAGAUGCGGGAGAUGUCCAUGAAGACGGUGGGAUGGGCCAGGGAGAACACACGCUUCGUCAUGGAAGGGCCCCUGCAGCUCUCCCAGCCCGCAGACGGACAGUGGGUAAAGAAGGGCAGUAAAGGCCUCAAGUUCCAGAACGUUCAGAGCCUGCUGAUGGUGCGUACACAGCGGCCUGGGGAGGGGCUGUCUCCGACAGACGGCGGGGCUAAGGUGGAGCAGCAGGAGCACGGUGUCUGGGAUGGUGUGCUGGUGCUCAUCAAAGACAAGAGCAGCGGCAAGUUCACUGUGCUCAGGGAGCCCAUCCGCCUGGCCAACUGUGUGGUGUCGGCCGACCCUGACUGUGAGGACACCUUUGAGGUGCUGGAUAUACGGAAGGAGGCCUUUGUUUUCAGGGCAUCUGACAAAUCCCGCACGCAGCAGUGGUUCCGGCAGAUCAAGAGGUAUACCCGUGACCUGGGACCGUGGAGGAAGAGGCGUAACGCGCUCCCCAAUAUCAUGAUAAACACAAACCAGGGCAGGUCCUGA
Messenger RNA from Salvelinus namaycush (lake trout), 3837 nucleotides. RefSeq lists its product as uncharacterized. Gene Ontology annotation, biological process: positive regulation of Rho protein signal transduction. The transcript is spliced from 6 exons. Gene Ontology annotation, molecular function: guanyl-nucleotide exchange factor activity. The coding region runs from base 1 to 3837 and encodes 1278 amino acids. Lineage: Eukaryota; Metazoa; Chordata; Actinopteri; Salmoniformes; Salmonidae. The record is from RefSeq and is a predicted model, not a curated record.